AACGAGAACAAUAAGAUGUCGAACGUAAUUUGGUGGAUUUUUCAAAUGGUCAUAAUUUUGCUGAGUUAUACUCACGGUGAAAAUGUAGAUUCGAAAUGUCCAGGACCGCUUGCAUACUACAAAGCACUAGGUUGUAAGCCAGUGUAUGAGGCUACUACGGAUGAAUGUCCUUACAGAUUCGAUUGUGAUUUUCUCAAGGCAAGAUCACGCGAUAAAUGUUAUGUGAACGGCAAAGCGUAUAGCCUUGGUGAACAUUUAAGAGAUGAAGACGCUAAUCCUUGUGACAUUGGUUGUGUAUGCCGAAUGGGAUAUGACGGAGUAGCUGCAUUUGUUUGCGCAGAACUCGAAUUUUCUUCCGUAGUGCUACCAGGAUGCUACGAAAGAAGAAGUCCAUUGGAUUGUAAUUCGAGUGAAACAGUUUGCCCUGAAAAUCCAGAAGACAGACCUACAUGUAUAGUGAAUGGCACCACUUAUAAGGACGGUGAAUACUUCACGACUACUGAUCCCGAACAGACUUGCAUUUGUGGUCCUGGAUACAAAGGUGAAAACAUUGAACCAUUCUGUGCGUACCCGAAGCGUCCCUACUGUGACCCCUAUUUUAAUCAUGCAAGCGAUAUCGUUGAAAAUUGUGCCCCAGUAUAUUAUAGCAAUCAGUCACCACAGACGGAUUGCAGCGUAUUUUCUCGUUGCCAAAACAAAGACGACAAAAUUAUCCGACAUGGGGGCAGCGAAUUAGACAAAUGUCAAUUUGGCUCACUGGUCUUAUCGAUGGGUGACGAAUUAAAUCAAUCCACAGACUACAGUUCGGUUUGCGUUAAAUGUGUUUGUGAAGUACCGCCGACUCCGACAUGCCAGCGUUUACCUGACGAAGAAUGUGAUGUGACGAACCAUCCGCCAUUCGUAUCCCAAUAAUGUUUUCGAGUUGCAGAUAAGCGAAUUAAUAAAUGAUACUUAAGAGGGCAGACUAGGUGUGAAGUAGGCUAUAUAUUGAAAAAUUGGUUUUAAAAUUAAUG
This is a messenger RNA of Bradysia coprophila, 1013 nucleotides long. RefSeq lists its product as uncharacterized. The record is from RefSeq and is a predicted model, not a curated record. Lineage: Eukaryota; Metazoa; Arthropoda; Insecta; Diptera; Sciaridae.